ACUGCGCUGUGUGUCGGUGAGUACCUGACUGCAACCAUGUUUACAUCUUGGAAAGACUGUCCUACUUUUGGCUUGCUUCUUUUUGUGAUGCUCACAUCACAGUCACAAGGUCAAUUUGUGCCAGAUAGUAGGUGUUUAGAAACAUGUCGUCUCUUUCAGAAUGAGCCAUUUAACAAUUACUGUCCGAAAGAAGGUUCAUGUGAUUGGCAAUGUGCAGCACAACGAAUGAACUGUCAUGGGCAGGAGCAGUACCACUGUGCACGGGAAUAUGGACAACAACAAUUUUUCAAUGUAUGUGCCAUCCCACAACAGUGCGGAAAAGGUCAAGAACCAGCUAUAUCUUUUACUAAAAAUACUAAAAAUGUCACCUGCAUCCCAUGUGUCGAUAAAAGAUUCUACAACGACAUUGACAACCGCAUGUCUUCAACAUUCCCACAGUGUCUCUAUAAGAAAUACAACCACUGCACAAAAGAAAACCACAAGAUUGACUGUGGACCUGAGCGUAAAAAGCAAGCGUGGGAUGUUCAGACAGAGGGGGAUGGGUUCUGUCGAUGUGAUGCAAGGGACGGAUACGAGCCGAAAUUCAAAGAUGUCCUCGUUACUGAAGGAGAAUAUUGCUUUGACAGGAAGGUUGAAUGUGUUAAAAAAGAUUGUGUACCUGGCAUGGAGCUUUCACUCAAUUAUCAAUGCAUUCCAAAAUGUGCUGAAGGACUUGUUCGAACCCAGUUGUCUGACAUUUGUUCUUAUCCAGAAAUUUCAAGUUCAACAUUAACACAAGGUAGUGUUCUUCCAACUUCUACAAACAGAACAGAAUCUGUGACUACGUCGCUGAUCCCUCCAAACAGAACUGCUGGCACAUCUCCACAUGGAGUAGAUAAAUAUGUUGUUGCAGUAUCUGUCACCGUUUCUUUAGUUUCUUUAGUUGGCAUAAUUUUAAUAAUAGGCUAUGUUGUUUACAGAAAGAGGAGAAACUUUCUUCAUGAGAAAAUUGUGGACCAAAGUGUAGGAAGUCCACUGCUGAAAACAUCUGAGCCUCAAAGUUCCAGACCUAAUAUCACUAAUAUUAACAUCACUGGUGAUUAUUUCAAUGUAGACAAUCAAGAAGGAACAAUUAAUAUUAAAAAAUCUAGUGAUGAUAAGAAGAUUGAACUUGCUGAGGAAACAGGUAGUGGCAGUGAUGAGAACAUUGAACUUGCAGACUUCAGCUGUACUAAUGUAUCGCCCCCCACACAAUUCCUCCCGACAGAUCAUGGUUCUUCCACAGACUCUUUGCAAAGUUGCACUGAUGUGGCUGGAAUGAUACCUUCACCAGUUAUUUUAUCUAAAGAAGGACUGAACCUCAAACCUGGUGUGCAGCCCAGCGACGCAGAGAAUACUCCUGAAAUCAUUCUACCCAAUAAUCAUGAAGGUAUCAAACCUUUUUAUGAAACUGCAAGACCAGAAACUGUUGUCGAUUAUGGCUUUAUUGAUGAACUGAAUAUUGACGGAGGAUCAUUAUCAGAAGAAGAAAUGGAAGAGCUUGCAAAAGACCUUCUUAACACAUUAAACGAAUAUUUACAAAUAUUCAAAUUUUUAAAUGAAAAUAACGUAGCUACAAUUAUAUCCAAUCUGAAGAAAAUAGCAGCAAAAAAGAAAGUGAAUUUAGAUAAAAUGUUAAACUUUCUUGCGUAUACGGAAAAGCCAUCUACAAGAAUCAAAGAAGUCUUCAAAUGCAAAAAAUGUGGAAUGGAGUUCAAUCGUGGCAAAUCGUCUGGGAUCAACAACUGCUGCAUGUAUCAGAGCAUCAGCCAUCUGCUGUGUGGUGAUGAACGGCUGCAGAACCGUCUACGUUUGUGUAGCACCCUGCAUGCUGUACGGCGAUAUAAGGAUUAUGUAAAACAGAUGGAGGCUUUUACUGAAAGAGAGAGCUCCCCACGAAAGCGUGUUCAUCAAAUUCUUGGUGCAGCUGAUAUACCGGUAGAAACACAUGGGGAUAAGGACUGGAAAGGUUGCCUAAGAGAAGGCAUCAUGCAAAUAGUUGUCCAAACAAGUGAAUCAACUCGAGAUAGUUGUGAGAUACAUAUCAUGUUCCUGAGUCACGCCCUGAGGUGCAAGAUUAUCCAGCACUUUGAAGACUGUAGCCAUCAUGAAGAUACGGAAGAUUGCCCGGUGCUGGAGGAAGAUACAGAAAAUACCUCGGACAUUCCUGAUCUCCAUAUCUUGUGGAACAAGGGGUGUAAUCAUCUGACACCACUGUUUAAGAUUUGAAUAUAUGUAUUGUGAUGUUUAUUUGUCAAUUGUUGCUUUAAUGCUCCCACAAUAUGGGGGUAUUAGAAUUAUAUUCGUUUAUUAUUUCCCCCUUUGAAGAAGAGGUGGUAUAUUGUUAUGUUGGAUGUCAGUCGGUCUGUUUGUCAGUCGGUAGACCAUUUGUUUCUGAUCAAUAACUCAUAAACGAAUUUACCGUUUGGCUUGAUACUGAACAUGUGAAUUGGCCUUGGGCAGUAAAAGACUCCUAGUGAAAUUGGGGUCACUGGGUCAAAGGUCACUGUCACAAUAAGUUUGAAAAUCGUUUCUGAUCAAUAACUCAUCAACAAAUCAACCGAUUGUUGGGGUCACUAGUUCAAAGCCCUGUUUUGGGGGCAUAUGUCUCUGAAGACAGAUCUCUUGUUUAACUUGUAAAUACAUUUGUUUGUCCUAUGUGUUUAUUGUUCUGUCCAAUCUUGUCUGGUGAGAAACUUCAUCAUGUAUUAUGAUUUAAGAAAAUAAUGUGCAAGUUAUUACCAUUCGAAAUGGUGUUUAUUAAGUGUAAACAAGUUUUUUUACACAUCUAGCUUUUUGUCUGUCCUAAAGCUGAGUUUUUAAAGCUCAAUCCAUAAACCAUCUGUUCUGUUAAGUUUAAUGUUAUUGCUCAUGUUCAUAUUUCAGUCAGUAGGUUGUUGAAUUAUCUGUUGUUUUAUAAUUUUAUUGUAGUAAGUUCUUAGUUAAUUGUUAGAUAUCUGUGAUCAUUGUCAUAAUCAGUAUUUCUACUAAUCAUGGGAACUAUUUUAUAAAUAAUGUAUUUUUAAUCUGAUCUGCUGUUAUAAUAAAUUUUAUGUAAAAAAAAAGAUUAAUAUAUUUUUAUGAUCCCCAUAUAUAUAUAUGGGGAGCAUAUAAUUCCCAGUUCGGGUUUCCUUACUUCCGGCACACUUUUGUUACAGUUUCUCACAGCGCCUUCAAUAUUUUACCGAUCUCUUACAUAUUUGGCAUGUAGGUACCUUGCAUGGACCUCUACCUUUUGAUGGUGUUUGAGGUCACUAGGGUCAAGGUCACGGAGGCUAAUCAUAGAUUUUUCCAUCACAAUUUUGUUACAGUUUCUCGUAGCACCUUCAAUAUUUUUCCAAUCUCUUACAUAUUUGGCAUGUAGGUACCUUUCAUGGACCUCUGCCUUUUGAUGAGGUUUUAGCGCCUCUAAAUUUUACCGUUCUCUUACAUAUUUGGCAUGUAGGUACCUGGCAUGGACCUCUACGUUUUUAUGAUGUUUGAGGUCAAUGGGGUCAAGAUUACUGAGGCUAAAAAUAGAUUUUUCCAUCACAAUUUUGUUACAGUUUCUCAUAGUGCCUUCAAUAUUUUACUGAUCUCUAACAUAUUUGGCAUGUAGGUACCUUGCAUGAACCUCUACCUUUUGAUAAGGUUUGAGGUCACUGGUUACAGUUUCUCUUAGCGCCUUCAAUAUUUGAUCUAUUUCUUAUAUAUUUGAGAUGUAGGUACCUUGCAUGGACUUCUACCUUUUUGAUAUGGUUUUAUGUCACUGGGGUCAAGGUCACUGAGGCUAAUAAUAGAUUUUCUUAAGGUCACACUUUUUUCCACACAAUUAAAACAUAUAUCGGGUAGCAUCCAUCAGUUUUACCGAUAUCCUUGUUCUAUGAAGUUGACACCUUUUUUUCACAGAAUGUCUUACACUGUUCAUCAAGAAGUGACAACCCUAAUGACUAAAGACUCCUACUGAAAAUUCAGAUUCUAAUCAAAUAGCAACCACCUUAAAUUUUUAAAAUUGUAAAAAGUUACUAACAUGAUACAAUUGAAUUAUUUGGAGUGCUUCUGUUGUUACAGUUGUAUGUUGUGACACAUAGUUGAUUGCUAAGAUAUGAAGUGCUUGACAUCAUUUACAUCAUAUUAUUGUAUAUCAAAUAUACAAAUAAGUAUAAAUUUUGUAUAAUAUUUUAUUUGUUAUAACUGCUGUUUGUGAAUGUUGGGAUAUCGUGAUAUCUUUUGUACAUUUUGUAAUGUGUUCUUUUUAUCAUUCAAAUUCUUACAUUAUAUUGUAUAAUCCUCUUUUGUGCAUUCAAUGUAUUCAUCAUAGUAAUAGAUAAAGCUUUUAUGUAUGAAAUGUUGCCU
This is a messenger RNA of Dreissena polymorpha, 4353 nucleotides long. RefSeq lists its product as uncharacterized. The record is from RefSeq and is a predicted model, not a curated record. The coding region runs from base 37 to 2247 and encodes 736 amino acids. The transcript is spliced from 18 exons. NCBI's taxonomy places the organism in Eukaryota, Metazoa, Mollusca, Bivalvia, Myida, Dreissenidae.